AUGGACAUACAAGCCAGGGGUAGUGGUCAUGUAGCCUUAAGCUCGAUUGAUGUGGAGUCAGGUUUUACCAAACUCCUAGAGCUCUGCAAGUGCACAGAUCGCGGAAGGCUCCUCUGGUUUUCACUACAAGAAAACAGGCGAGUUGCAACGGAAAUUGCGACGAAAUCUAAAGUCGUCGCAAAGUUGCGACGCAUUUGCGACUAUGUAGCAACGCUUGAGAUAGUCGUCGCAAACUCGUCGCAAAUUUGCGACGAUAAAGGAGGACCCGCAAAUCCGUCGCAAUUUUGCGAGGACAGCGACAACAGUCGCAAAUCCGUCGCACAAUUGCGACGCCACUACAACACCAUGUGUUCGUCGCAAAAUUGCGAGAAAAUUGCGAUGCAUUUGUGA
Molecule: messenger RNA, 390 nt
Organism: Microthlaspi erraticum
Lineage: Eukaryota; Viridiplantae; Streptophyta; Magnoliopsida; Brassicales; Brassicaceae
Source: the annotation of a GenBank genome assembly